CCUCCUGUCCCUGACUUCCGGACACUUUCGCUCCUGACGUCGUGUUUCUCCCUCCGGACUCAAAGUUGUUAAAAAGUAAAAGUUUGCUUGUGGAGUGUGAAGCCGCGAACAUGGCGCAGGUGAACAGCUGCCUGAAACGCAUCUUCAUCGCGUUUAACCUCUUCUUCGCGAUCGUGGGUGGGGUCAUAAUCGGCCUUGCCAUGCUGUCUCAGGUCUUCACCAACGUGAAUCAGGAACAAAUGAUGGAGAACCGGACCUCUGGCCUCAUCCUCCUCUAUGUGAUUGGAGCCAGCACGAUGUUGAUCGCCCUCCUGGGAGCUUACGGAGCUUUCAAGGAGAACAAAGUGUGUCUGGUUGUGUUUCUGGUGUUCAUGGUCAUUGGAGCGUUGCUGAUGAUCCGGAUCGGAGUCCCAGCUGCUUUUCUCCGACCACAGCUGGAGGGCGAGCUCUUCGGGCGCUUCUCCAAAGCCCUGCCUCUGAACACGGCAUCCGAUGAGGUGAAGCUCCUGGCGGACAGUCUGCAGACACAGCUGCACUGCUGCGGCCUGGUAAGCUACAGAGACUGGAAUGAUGCCAUCCCCGACUCCUGCUCGUGCGUUCCUACGGAGAAGGACGAGUGCCAGCUGGUCAGCUACAGGAGAUCUAUGACCUUUUACUCGUACCUAGACGAACAGAACAGGAAGUCCGUCUACACGCAGACCUGCUUCCCCGUCAUCAUGCACUACGUCUUCAUGGGCUUUGACUUUGUGAUUGGAGUGGUCUUCACCCUGGCUGGCCUGGCGGUUGUCGGUCUGAUUCUGUCUUCCAUCAUGAUCCAUCAGCUGCGUCGCCCCGCAAGAACCACCAUCCUGUUCAGCAUUCCCACCACCUUCACCCCAGGACUACCCAAGUAUCAGGAGCUGCAGAACCCUCCUCCAAAGUACGAGGAGCUGCAGAACCCUACUCCGAAGUACGAGGAGCUGCAGAACCCUCCUCCGUACUAGAGGAGCGGCGCCUCCUGGUGUGGUUUACAGCUCGUUGUACAAAGAGUUGAGCUUUUGUUUCAGGACUGCAUCCAAAGUGUUUCUGUCACCAAAAGGACCACUAGCAUUGAUGUACUGCUGCAAUAAACGUUUUCAGAGAAUAUUUGUUUUUAGACUUAAAAAUAGCAUUCUUACAUCUUUUUAUUGUUUCGUCUUCACAAUAAUCCAAAAAGCACCUUGUUGCCUGCUAAAGUUAACUAAAGAGUCGACGUUAAAGGGAAAUCGAAAGUCUGGUUUUUUAUUCUGUGUUUAUAUGUGUUUGGUGGCUUUCUAGUUCAGGUCAGUCAACAUUUGGAUCAUAACGUAUAAAACGGGAGAUUUUGACCCCAAAGCACUUUAAAACAUUUCUGCUGAUUCAGUAAAACAGCAGAGACCUGGAGUGAAGCCAGAAGUGCCUUAAAUGUUUUCAGAGGAAGAAUUUUCUGUUGGAUCAGAUUUAAACCCGCUAGUUGUUAAAGCAGUUUGCGUCACACAUUUGUUCACUUUUAUAAACAACCUGUCUGAGAUCCUUCUGUUGCUGCGGCGUUGGACUUGAUUCUGUACGAUGGUUGGCCUGCUGCUGUGAGAUCCAGAUGUUUGAUUAAAUAAAGAUGAUGAAUGUUGGUGUUAGCUUGUGUCUGAAACAGUGAAUUCUGCAUUUGAUCUGAAUCUUCUGACUUUCCAAAUAAAAGGACUUUGAAAAAGA
Molecule: messenger RNA, 1707 nt
Organism: Nothobranchius furzeri (turquoise killifish)
Lineage: Eukaryota; Metazoa; Chordata; Actinopteri; Cyprinodontiformes; Nothobranchiidae
Product: tetraspanin-8
Cellular component (GO): plasma membrane
Source: RefSeq, a predicted model, not a curated record